Messenger RNA from Rangifer tarandus platyrhynchus (Svalbard reindeer), 1197 nucleotides. Lineage: Eukaryota; Metazoa; Chordata; Mammalia; Artiodactyla; Cervidae. The record is from the annotation of a GenBank genome assembly.
GCGGUCCUUUGCCAAAAAGACGAGAGUGGGAAGCACAGCGAGGAAGCCACAGCAAGGCCCAGGAAGCAGAGCUGGGAACGCAGCUCUGUUGUGUGGUCAUCGACGGGGACAGCUGACUUCGAACAGACUUUAGGUACCUGUACAUCUGAAGAGUCAAGAAAGGUGAGGAACAGGGUGGUGCACAGGAUGAAAGAAGCCACCAUCCAUGAGCAGCUGUGGGCAGCUCUGCGGUCUCUCAUCCUCGACGCCAAAGCUGCUGCCGGCACCAGCAGUGCCGCAAACGGCAUGGCAGAGGCCGCAGAGGUCACUGCGCAAAGCGCCAUCAGCACCAGGGAGUGCCGCGUUAGAGCCCCGCCCGGACCCGGUCUUCCCCGGGUUCUGGCUAAAAGCUGCGGGACACUCAGCCCACGCUGCGCCGAAGUCCGCAGCGCUCACACGCAAUCUGAUUUACCAGGGGAGGCUGUGGAGCGAGAAAUUGGAAAUGAAACACACGAUAUGCAGAUUGGUUUUAAUCACCUGGAACAGAUGGUGCAGAAAGUGGCAGAUAGGAGGAAGCCAGUGAUGGGAGGAAAGGAUGGUCUGAAGACAUUGACUGAAUGCUGUUUACACAAAGGAAAGACCAUCUGGACACAACUGGAGGUGUGGCCCUCAGCGCAGGAGCUCCUUCAGAACCCGUUACUCUUCACGGAAGAAGCCUUCCGGCCCUCCCAGGCGCCCAGCACAUGCAGAACCGGGAGCACACGGACCGGCAAGGGUUGGGUCUCCCGCCCAUUCACCCCGCAUGCCUCAGGGCACGCUCCCCAGGGGCGAUGCGAGCCCCGGGCUGAGCCGCGCGAGGGGAGAAGGCGCGGGGUGAGGACCGCCGACUCCGCGCUGGAGGCGGCGCAGGUGCGGAGGCCGCGCGUCUGCGAAGGUCUCACCUGCCUUCCUCUUCCGAAGACCGAAAAGGUGGAGAGGAGGCAAGUAGAAAGGCAAGAAGGAGCUGUGUUGUGGAAGCUGUGCUCGUCUCAAAGGUUAACGAGGUUGCAGAACCUCAGGGAGUGCGGCCAGGACACCCAUUUCAAUUGCUCUCACGUGCUUCUCUUGUUUAAUUCUUGCAAGCACAGUCUGAAGCCUGCGUUUCGAGCUGCCUGCUGCUCAGCCCACCAGGGCUUCCUUCAGAAGCUGGCUGAACCCAGAAACAGCCAGACGCCCUGA